Carcharodon carcharias (great white shark) is the source of this 2513-nucleotide messenger RNA. It is a transcript of the gene vstm2a, whose product is annotated as V-set and transmembrane domain containing 2A. The record is from RefSeq and is a predicted model, not a curated record. NCBI's taxonomy places the organism in Eukaryota, Metazoa, Chordata, Chondrichthyes, Lamniformes, Lamnidae. Bases 372 to 1076 code for a protein of 234 amino acids. The transcript is spliced from 5 exons.
GCGUGUGAGGUUGAUUGGUCUGAUGAUGGGCGGAUAUUUCCUGGGGCUGCUCAGAGAACGUGAUGAGGGCGAAGACGCCAUGGGCAGAAGUGACUGACGCACUGGAGACAGGUACCGAGAAGAGCGGCAGCUUCGGCCAACGGCGGUCCCUCCACUCUGGAGCUGGGCUAAUGAGCUGCAAUAUAGCUCACCUCCAGAAACCUUGAUCUCCAACAAACAUACACACACACACACACACAACGCAACACACACACACAACAAGGCGGGAGCAGAAUGCAGCAGCUAUCAGAGCGGCUCCCAAGAAGAAUUACAGUUUCGCUUUACUAAUUUAUCAGGACGGCUGAACACUUGGCUGCUGAUGUCUGUUUGGGAUGAUGGAGACCUCCCCUCUUUCUCUUGGAUUUGGGUGCCUUUUUGUUUUUUGCGCUCAUCUGGGUUUUUCAUCCCAAGCCCGAUUCACUGAGCUCCCCGAGAGUGUGACGGCGAGAGAAGGAGACAAUGUGGAAAUGGCCUGCGCUUUCAGGGGCAGCGGCUCCCCGUCCUAUUACCUGGAGAUCCAGUGGUGGUUCAUUCGAGCUCCAUCCGAGCAGGAAUACAGCCCAGAGACCAGCAAGAUCCAGUUGGACACUUUGCCACAAAGCGAAAUGAUCAACGACGAGACGAAAAUAAGUACGGUGAAAGUGAUGGGCAGCGACAUCUCCCAUAAACUGCAGAUCUCCAAAGUGCGGAAGGACGACGAAGGCUUGUACGAGUGCCGGGUGACCGACGCCAACAACGGGGAGCUGCACGAGUACAAGGCUCAGGGCCACCUCUACGUGAACGCGAGCCACGCCCGGGCCCUGCAGGCGCUGGAGGCGCCGCCGCUGCCCUUGCACGACGGCAAAGGUCUGCGGGGCCCGGCGGCGGCGGCGGCAGCAGCGGGGGCUGGGGCGGCGGCCGUGCCCUCCAGCGAGCGGCCGGGCCGUCGCUCCCCCAACAACCGAGUAACGCACAAAGGACAGACGGGAGCCACCAGCAGGCCCGCCGCCACAAUUCUCAGGCAGAGCGCCACAUCCACAUCAGUAACUAGAUGUUGAGUCUCUGAGAAUGCCGCCUUCCUCUUCAGAUCACUUUGCUGCCCCUUUGGGCUUUUAUCAGGGUCGGACUGUGUGUCAUGUUGUGUGAAUGCAUGCCAAGCCAAAUGGACGGGCGUUAACAGGAAACGCCAGCGUUAAUUUGAAAUACAUGUGUUGAGAAACGUUGCUAAGAAAUAUUUGGAAACAAAAUCUUCCAGAUGAGCGAAUAUUUUAACUUCUUCCGCAGGUACGACGAUCGUAACUGCAAGCGAUGGACUAGGUGUCCUGCUGCUUUUUUGUGGCUUUGUGAAGGGUGCUUUGCUAUAGUCUUAGUGCUGACUUUUCCACUAUCACUUUCUCUUAAAGCAAAGAGCGGUUGGAUGGUAAAAUCCAUGGACUGGACAGCAAAAUCGACUUUAAACACCCACCCUUCUGCACCCAAUGUACUGUAAUUCUCUAGAAACGGGAGCCCUUAGAGAGGCAGCAAAGGCAGAGAGAGAGAAAUAAAGCACCAUUGACGGCAUUGCUCAGGAUACUUACUGCAAAUGGAUUUCUUUGUUGAUAAUGAACCACUUUGGGGGCAAUUCGUGUGCAAGGUUACAAGUCUAGGGGCGUCCUCUUACACAAUCGGGCACCAGGGGACCGGUGCAACUAAAUCUGUCCGCUACCGAAGCGCAUCUGCGUCUGACAAAUUCAGCGUGGGUGCAAGAUUUUAACUGCGCCACCUCCACUUUAAUGGUAUCCUGACCAUCCUUCGAAUGUAUAAGAAGCCUUGAUUUCCAUCAUAAUUCUCUGUGUAAGUGUGUGCAGGAUUCUCAUUGCAAUAGAGACACCUUCAGGACAUGUGCAACUCCGCUCUCAGCACCUGGAUGUUUCAUUUUACCUGUACUCGUUUGAUAUAUCAACUCGUUGGGAUCUCCUGUAUGUGCAGAGCCGAUCUAAGCCAGAUAAAUUACUGCUUCUCAGUGUGCUGUCGUUAUACCCCUUCCCCUAUAGAGGGUCCAAAGCCCCCACUCUGCCAUUUCAAUGCUCGUUGUGACACCAGUACGGUUUUUCUUUCAAAUAACUGGCUGAAUUCUAAUUUUAAUAAUACCACACUGUGUGAUCCCUUUAUUUUUCACCUCUAUUAACGUAUUCACUCAAGAUUCUGGACAAUCUUCUCGUAUCGAAAUGCAAGUUGUGUAUUUAAAACAAUUUUCGUACGGUCUGUGAGUGAACAACGAAAAAGAAACUGACGGUAUCGUGUGUUUUAUUUUUCAAAGAAAGCAAGUUAAGAGAAUAUUACGAAUCGCGUUAAUGUUGACUGAGGUCAUGUUUAAUUUCUCUGUAAUUAAAUGUCAUCUUCCUGUGAUCCGCCCUCACCCAAUCGCAACACGGUGAACGUUAGACCGCAAAGAUACCGACUGGAAAUAUUAUGUAGAGACUAAAUCACUUAGAAUUAAACAAAAAAAAACACAA